Cololabis saira (Pacific saury) is the source of this 1005-nucleotide messenger RNA. RefSeq names its product olfactory receptor 52K1-like. Gene Ontology annotation, biological process: G protein-coupled receptor signaling pathway. Gene Ontology annotation, cellular component: membrane. The transcript has a single exon. The record is from RefSeq and is a predicted model, not a curated record. Lineage: Eukaryota; Metazoa; Chordata; Actinopteri; Beloniformes; Belonidae. The coding region runs from base 1 to 1005 and encodes 334 amino acids. Gene Ontology annotation, molecular function: olfactory receptor activity; G protein-coupled receptor activity.
AUGCUGGAGGCCCCUCCCCCCCAGCUGAGGAACGUCUCCCACAGCAGCUUCGUGUUCAGAGGGUUCCCAGAACUGCACCGUCACCGGCGGCUGCUGGCGCUGCCGUUCUCCGCCGCCUACCUGUGGGUGCUGCUGGGGAACUCGGCGCUAGCGUACGUCAUCCUCACCGCCGAGCGGCUGCACGGCCCCAUGCACCUGCUGAUCUGCGCGCUCUGCGUGGUCGACAUCCUGGUGGCCACCGUCAUCCUUCCCAGCAUGCUCCUGGGGCUGCUCCUGGACUGGACCCGGGUCUCCCUGGCCGGCUGCCUGGUCCAGAUGUUCCUCACCCACUUCCUGUCCUCGUUGGAGUCCUCGCUGCUGCUGGCCAUGGCGCUGGACCGCUAUGUUGCCGUCUGCCGGCCGCUUCGCUACGGCGACAUCAUGGACUCCCGCAUGCUGCUGCGGCUGCUGCUGCUCACGCUGCUGCGCAGCGGCGCCGUCAUGGCAGCGCUGGUGGGCCUGGCGGGCUCCCUGCGGUUCUGCGGCUCCGACACCAUCCAGCACGUCUACUGCGACCACAUGGCGCUGGUCCGCCUGGCCUGCGGCGCCACGGACCGGAACCGGGCUGCCGGCGUGGCGGUCAUCGCCUGCUUUGUGGGGGUGGACAUCCCGCUCAUCCUGCUCUCCUAUGGGAGGAUACUGAGGGCAGUUCUUGUUGCCGCUGCCGCCGGCGAGGACCGGCUGAAGGCCUUCCACACCUGCCUCACUCAUCUGAUGGUCAUGAUGUGCUUCUACCUGGUCGGCAGCGUCACCUUCCUGUCCCACAACCUGGACAUCCCCAUAGCGACGGACGCCAACACCGUCCUAGGGGUCGUGUACAUCCUGCUGCCGGCAACGGUCAACCCCGUCAUCUACGGCGUUCGCACCAGGGAGAUACGGGACGGACUCCUGAAGCUGCUGGAACCAAAGAAACUCACCUCUGUUCGUCCCCUGAAACCGAAGCAGACGACUGCCGGCCAAGUCUGA